AUGGUACUCGAAGCACUUGGGUUGAAGUACGAAAUGAAGCACAUUGACAUCUCGAAAAACACGCAGAAGGAGGAAUGGUUUCUGAAGAUCAACCCAAAUGGACGUAUCCCCGCUAUCAUCGACCGUACCGAAACAGUAGAUGGGAAGAGUCGUGAGAAGCGGGUAUUUGAGGGGAUGGCGAUCAUGUUGUAUUUAUGUCAGAAGUAUGACCGAGACUAUGUGAUCUCGUAUGCUUUUGAUUCUGAUAAAUACUGGGAAAUUGUCGAAUGGAUGACUUGGUUGCAGAGUGGAAUAGGUCCCAUGCAGGGACAAGCAAACCACUUCUUCAGAUACGCAACCGAAAAGAUCGACUACGCCAUCAACCGCUACCAAACCGAAACCAAACGCCUCUACAGCGUCCUCGAAACCCGCCUCGCCCAACAGAAAUCAGCAAACUAUACUGCGGCUGGCACACAAGCCUCCACAGCAGGCGGUGACAAGAAGAAAGCCGAAGGAGGAGGGCCCUGGAUCGUGGGCGAUAAAUUGACCAUCGCGGAUAUUGCAUGUUUCUCGUGGAUAAACUGGGCGGAAUGGGCGGGUAUCGGCUUGGAUCAGUUUCCUGAAGUGAAAAACUGGGCCGACAGGAUCAACCAACGACCUGCUAUAAAGAGGGAAUUGGACGUGCCUGAGCCUUUCAAGAUGAAGGAGAAGAUGAAGACCAAGGAGGGGGAGAAGGAGUACGAGGAACAUAAUAGUAAGUGGGUUAUGGAUGCGCAGAUGAAAGAGCAGGAGAAGCAGAAGAUGUGA
This is a messenger RNA of Cadophora gregata, 786 nucleotides long. RefSeq lists its product as uncharacterized. The coding region runs from base 1 to 786 and encodes 261 amino acids. The record is from RefSeq and is a predicted model, not a curated record. NCBI's taxonomy places the organism in Eukaryota, Fungi, Ascomycota, Leotiomycetes, Helotiales, Ploettnerulaceae. The transcript has 6 exons.